Messenger RNA from Tricharina praecox, 1104 nucleotides. RefSeq lists its product as uncharacterized. The transcript has a single exon. The record is from RefSeq and is a predicted model, not a curated record. NCBI's taxonomy places the organism in Eukaryota, Fungi, Ascomycota, Pezizomycetes, Pezizales, Pyronemataceae. Bases 364 to 930 code for a protein of 188 amino acids.
GGGGGGAAGGGGGGGGGGCUAUUAUUUUGUUGUAUUUUCUGGGGUGGUGGUGGUGGGUGGGAGGGGUGAGAUGCAGUUGGUCACAAAACGUUUGCGGAGGUGGAGGUUGGAUGGAGGUGAGGUGCGAUAGGGUGGGGAUCAUCCCACUCGCUCUCGUCGACCGUGAGGGGGGGCAGGGGAGUGAUAGCGUAAAUAAACUGCUGCACUGCUGCAAGUGAAUGCACGUACGGGGGGAGGGAGGGAGGGCACGCUCGGCACACACAUGAGUUGGGUGCAGGAUGGGAAGUGCUCUAACCACUGGCUCCGUUCCGUAAGAUUGUGGGAUUAUUAGACGGGGCAGGCAAACAUGUUGUUAGAAAGAAGAUGCGGCGGAAAGGAGCAGACAGAGGCGGUGAGCGUUCGUUCGUGAGGUCGAGCUGGAAACAAUCGCGCGACAGCCGUUGCGAGGGGGGCGGGAAGUUCUCGCUGCUUUUUCCAAUUGUUCUUUUUUUUCUUUUCUAUUCUUCUCUUUUCUUUUCGCGGUGCUGCGCUGCGAGCGGCUGGCUGGCUGGCUGUGUCUGCUGUGUCAGGUUGUGUGGUUCAGUGGUUGAAUGGUUGAGUGAUUCGUCAGGUUUCCCGUUCCUUCAGGACAACAAAAGGCAACAUACGGCGGGCAGGGACAAGCAGGAUCCGGCACCUUGGGGAAAGCUCCUUCACGGCCUACCGACAUACGCGGGAGACUGCAUACAUUCAUAUAAGAAGGAGGACGAGGAAACAGGAGGCGGCUGUAUCUGGCUGACGGGGAGAUUAAAACAUUCGAGUUCAGCGAGAGAGCGGGCGCGGGCGGGCGAGUGCGAACAGCCCACGACGAACGAGUUCGCGAGGACGAGCGAAACGGAUCAACUAACUGUGAGGACGGAGGUACACUAUUGGCUGGCAGCUGCUAGUUAGUAACAUAGAGCAGUAAGUGUCGCAAGCCUAGACUACUCCACUCUACUGUCGGCCGCCGGUCGCUCGUUAGAUAGAUAGACGCUGGUCUGGCCUGGCUGGUUGGCAGACGAUGAUGAUGCUGAUGAUGCUGAUGAUGCUGAUGGCAUCGGGGAGGGAUAACGCACGGAACGGGGG